Molecule: messenger RNA, 1300 nt
Organism: Cryptococcus deneoformans JEC21
Lineage: Eukaryota; Fungi; Basidiomycota; Tremellomycetes; Tremellales; Cryptococcaceae
Product: cytoplasm protein, putative
Exons: 4
Coding region: 39-1214 (391 amino acids)
Biological process (GO): negative regulation of transcription by RNA polymerase II
Cellular component (GO): nucleus; transcription repressor complex
Molecular function (GO): protein binding
Source: RefSeq, a predicted model, not a curated record
AUCACUCGCCCAUUAUCAACCAAAAAACCCAUUCCGUCAUGCAGACCUCCGAUCCAGGCCACCUCUUCCAAACAACCGCCCAACUAAAACAAGCAGCUUCUCGAGAACGCAAACUUAAAGCCGCCGAAAAAAUCGGCAGCCCUAUCACUUUGUCCAGCAAGGUACUUGCUCUCGAAAUUAGGGACAACGAUGCCUUCACCGCCGAGAGUGGAUGGCAAGCUAGAAGAGUCGACCUCAAGACAGGCAAGACCAUUCGGCUAUAUCGCGGCCACCAAGGUCCUGUAACCAGUGUGGCGUUGAUGAGAAUACAAGGGGAAAAUCCUACCGAUAUAUUGCUCACGGGUUCCUGGGAUAAGACCGUUCGUGUCUGGGAUAUCGACACUGGCGCGCACCUGCAGACUAUCGAGGGACACACCGAUUUUAUCAAGUCCCUCACCGUCAUCCCCUGCUCCCCUCCCCUUUUGCUAUCGACUUCAUCCGAUAGAACGUGCAGACUAUGGGAUGUGUCCGAGGUUCUCAAAGGCAAUGGCAGUGCAAGGAGUAGUCAGAUUUUGAAGGAGCACACAAGACCUGUGGAGUGCGCGACUUGGAAAGCAGAUGUGGAUGAGGAUGGCAAGCCAAUGGGAACAAUCACAGUCUGGACUGGUGACUCUCUCGGUGUGAUUAAGAAAUGGAAAGUUGAGCAAGGCAAGCUGGUAUACCAAGAGGAUGUACUAGGACAUGAGACCAGUGUUGCAAAGUUGGUCGUUGCGGAGGAAGGUUUAUGGAGUGUGUCUAUGGACAAAAUGGCUAUACUUCACCCUUUUACAAAUGCUUCAGCACUCACCAUUCCCCACAACUCAUAUGUCAAAUCUAUCCUUCCCUUGACAUCUUUUGCCCUUCCCAAUGCACAUUCGCUUGUCUUGACUGGAUCGGAAGAUGAAGAUAUCAGGGUGUGGGACAUUGAAUCACAACCUCACAGACUUAAAGGAACCAUUCAAGGCCACUGUGCUGAAGUGUCAGAUAUAAAGCCUUACCUUAGAGAACGAGACGGCAAGCCUGAACUAGUUGUUGUCAGUGCUGGUUUAGACGCGACGUUACGGACUUGGACCGUUCAAGAUAUCCUGAACCCCCCAGAACUGAUGUGCGACGAAGCUGAAGAGAAGGAUGCUGUUGGUUUAACAGAAGAAGAAGAGAGGGAGUUGGCCGAGUUGAUGUCGGACGAGGAAGAUUAGGUAUUUCGGCGAAGAAAAUUGGGAAAUGAAUGCAACCCUAUGCAUCUACAAUGAACUAAGCAUAAGACUCGUUAUAAUUACUUGAG